This is a messenger RNA of Pelagomonas calceolata, 366 nucleotides long. NCBI's taxonomy places the organism in Eukaryota, Pelagophyceae, Pelagomonadales, Pelagomonadaceae. The record is from the annotation of a GenBank genome assembly.
GUGGGUGUUCAUCUGAUUCGAAGCCACCUGAACUUUGAUUUCCUUACAGGCUACAACACGCGGGGAGUUAGUUAUACGUUCGGGCACGAGGUCAUCCGUGACUUCCUGAAACAGCAUGACCUGGACAUCGUCUGCCGAGCGCAUCAGGUGGUCGAGGACGGGUACGAGUUCCAGGCAGCCCGUGGACUUGUAACCAUAUUCUCGGCGCCGAACUACUGCGGCGAGUUCGACAAUGCCGGUGGGAUGAUGUGCGUCGACACAGGUCUGUGCUGCUCCUUCAAAGUCCUGCGCCCCAUGAACACCAAAAAGACUCACGAGGAAGCGGUCGAGGCCGAUCGCACGCAAACACUCGUGCGGCCCGGCUGA